Messenger RNA from Salvelinus fontinalis (brook trout), 6353 nucleotides. RefSeq names its product serine/threonine-protein phosphatase 2A 55 kDa regulatory subunit B alpha isoform. The transcript has 10 exons. NCBI's taxonomy places the organism in Eukaryota, Metazoa, Chordata, Actinopteri, Salmoniformes, Salmonidae. Gene Ontology annotation, biological process: peptidyl-serine dephosphorylation. The coding region runs from base 479 to 1822 and encodes 447 amino acids. Gene Ontology annotation, molecular function: protein binding; protein phosphatase regulator activity. Gene Ontology annotation, cellular component: protein phosphatase type 2A complex; cytosol. The record is from RefSeq and is a predicted model, not a curated record.
AUUAGGUGCAGGGUGAGAUGGUGGUGCAAUUUAAGGUUUUCCCUUUAUUUUUUGUUUUGUCACAAUGUGGAAUGCACAUUCCGAACUGAGAAAGGAAGCAAUACGCCAAAACACGUCUAGUCUACCGGAAAUUCAGAAGAAGAAGUCUGUCUCUCACUGACGUCAAUGCAGGACUAGGUUGCGCCAUUUUGAAAGUAGAAGCAGGGAGAGGGAAAUUUUGCAAGCAAGCAGCCAGCUAAACAAGAAGCUUUGCAAGGUGUUCCAAGGGAGCGUUGCUGAUUGUCAAAGCACUGCUAAGCAAGAUAAGUGACAUGAGAAGUUGAAGAAUAGUAGGGGGGAAAAGCCACACACUCUAUAGCUUUACGAUUCACCUGCACAUCGAUAUUCUGCUUGUACACACCCUAGCACGGUAAACUGGAAAGAUAAGCAAGGGCCCCAACCAAGACAAGCCCUCCUCGACAGAGAUUCCCUCUCCACCAUGGCAGGAGCUGGCGGCGGAGGCAAUGAUGUGCAGUGGUGUUUUUCUCAAGUCAAAGGAGCGAUUGAUGACGAUGUGGCUGAAGCUGACAUCAUAUCCACUGUGGAAUUCAAUCACUCUGGGGAGCUACUAGCCACUGGGGACAAGGGGGGCCGCGUUGUGAUCUUUCAGCAGGAGCUAGAGAGCAAGAACCAGCCACAGUGCCGUGGGGAGUACAAUGUUUACAGCACCUUCCAGAGCCACGAGCCUGAGUUCGACUACCUGAAGAGCCUUGAGAUCGAGGAGAAGAUCAACAAGAUCCGGUGGCUGCCUCAGAAGAACGCUGCACAGUUCCUCUUGUCCACAAAUGAUAAAACUAUAAAGCUGUGGAAAAUCAGUGAACGGGACAAGCGACCAGAGGGGUACAACCUCAAGGAAGAGGAUGGGCGCUACAGAGACCCCACUACCGUCACAACACUACGGGUCCCAGUGUUUCAGCCGAUGGACCUGAUGGUUGAGGCCAGCCCCAGGCGAGUGUUUGCUAAUGCACACACCUACCACAUCAACUCCAUCUCAGUCAACAGUGACUGUGAGACCUACUUGUCUGCCGAUGACCUUCGCAUCAACCUCUGGAACCUAGAGAUCACUGACCGCAGCUUUAACAUUGUGGACAUCAAGCCAGUCAACAUGGAGGAGCUGACAGAGGUGAUUACAGCAGCAGAGUUCCAUCCAAACCAGUGCAACACAUUUGUCUACAGUAGCAGCAAGGGCACCAUCCGCCUCUGUGACAUGAGAGCAUCCGCUCUCUGUGACCAGCACUCCAAACUGUUUGAAGAGCCUGAAGAUCCAAGCAAUCGUUCAUUCUUCUCUGAGAUUAUCUCCUCCAUCUCUGAUGUCAAGUUCAGCCACAGUGGGCGCUACAUGAUGACCCGGGACUACCUGUCCGUCAAAAUCUGGGACCUCAACAUGGAGUCCCGUCCAGUAGAGACUUAUCAGGUUCAUGAAUACCUCAGGAGUAAACUGUGCUCACUCUAUGAGAACGACUGCAUCUUUGAUAAGUUUGAGUGCUGCUGGAAUGGAAACGACAGUGUUGUGAUGACAGGCUCAUACAACAACUUCUUCAGGAUGUUUGACCGAGGCUACCGGCAGGAUGUGACCCUGGAGGCGUCUCGGGAGAGCAGUAAGCCUCGUUCUGUGCUCAAGCCCCGCAAGGUGUGCACAGGUGGGAAGCGCAAGAAGGACGAGAUCAGUGUAGACAGCCUGGACUUUAACAAGAAGAUCCUCCACACGGCCUGGCACCCUCAGGACAACAUCAUUGCAGUGGCCACCACUAACAACCUCUAUAUAUUUCAGGACAAACUGUAACAAAUAUUCAAUGAACCCUUCAUAUCCCAGAUCCCACUUUAGCCUCACUACUCUGGUCCCCAACAUCUCGACUGGAGAAGUGCAGCAAAACGCCUCUGUUUUGAUGGCUUUCUUAGUCUUAUUUCCUGUUCAGGGGGCUCCAACAGUACCACACUUCUUCUGCCACAUUGCAACUGUUGUCCACUACAUCCCAAAGGGAACACUUUUAUAACACUAGUCUUUAAGAUAUUGUUUAUUUUGUUAAUUUACUAUGUUGCUCAUUUAACGGUUUUGGUGCCACAAGCAUUUUUUAUAUAUACAAGCAUUUUUUCUUUUGAUAGGAAGUUGUUCCCUCCAUCGUUGACACAGAUCACAACAUUGCUAUUCUUCACUGACCAAAUUGGCAAGCUGACAGCUCUCAAUUUUUGUCCCAGGUCAUUUGUCAAAUUUCCAAGUUUGCUCACCCUCCUCUUUCACAUACAGUACACACUUACUCUAAACAUUGAUGUAGACAAGCAUACACACGCAAUAGCUCAACUCAGUUGGUGGGCUGGGUUGGGGUCUGGGGGUAAUUUCGAGACGACCAUGUAAAAUAUACAGUUAGCCAGUCUGAGACUACAGACAAGGGUUAACCCUCUGGUAAGCACAGUGCCCUUCUCCAGAGCUAGCCUACAGUAUGAAGCCAUUGCUUUUCCAAGUAAACGGUAGUGGGCAGAGGCAUUGCAGCCUAAUCUCCUUCUUGCACUUAGAGUGCCACCAUGUACAGCUCAUCACAGAGGCUCCAGUGCAGUAAUUGCAGGAGAAAGACAGGCCUGCCUUGGCUGACCUGCAUGAUUUGUCAGUUUUUAAAUGUGAGCGGCAACCAUUUGUACCUCUGCUGCUCAGUUCCAUGCAUGCGUCUUGACUUAUGCUUAUGUUUCUUGUGAAUUUUUAAGUUUUCCCUCUGGAUCAAGUUUUGUUUGUUUUUUAAUGAUGUUUUGUACUUCAGAUAAAGAAUAAUCACUAUAAUUAGUUUAUUUUUGUAUGAAUUAAGAAGACAGAAAUAUUGAUUCAUAUUCUUUAAUCCCCUCUCACUACUUGGUGUAGUCUGAUCACUGUUGUCUAUUAAGCUGUAGGUUUUGGACGGAUCUAUGGACUGAAGGAUUACUUGGACUGGUGAUAGUUAAUCUGACUUAUUGUGUUAAAUUCACGUGAGCUGCGGGUUUAAAGAUGGAGUGCAUAUUAAUGUGCCAUUAAUAAAGGCUUUAUGCAUGUUGGAUGUCCAAAUAAGUAUUUUCAGGUAUGUGUCACUUUGGAAUCAUAAUGGUCAUUUGUUUUUGUAUUUGGGUUACUGUAACCGAUAUUGACUGGAAUGGAUUCGGGUGCUUCUGAGUUAAAGCUAGUUCAUUUGCGCUAAUUGUUUUAACUCCGGUGUGGAUCUGUGUGCAUCCGUUUGUUUGCCAUGGCUGUGUUUUCCAAAAAAAUUGCACUGAGUAAAAGAGAAUUUUAUUAUUAAUAGCCCAUUGUACGUUGGUUGAGAAUGGGAAAGGCAUUAUCUGUUUGCUUCAGUUUGACUGAAGAAAUGCUCUUAACCGUGCGUUCACUGAGUAUCAGGUUUAUUGACUAGACAGGGUUACUGACUUGAAAUAUUUGAUGAAACAAUAUUUUCUCUCUUUGAUUGUGCAUAAGUUUUUUAUGCAGGAAACAAACUAAACUGUUAAGUGAGUUGUGUUAGUGGGUAUCAUUGGAUGGAAUUACUGGGUAAUGUCAGCUCAGGGCAUUGGAGACAGUAUUUCAAAUAAACGGCAUUUCCAGCGUUUGUACUGUAUUUAGUCAAUGUGGCAUUCUUUGUUGAUAUUUUGGGAAGUAAAUCAUUUUUUGUUCUGUCUGUAGCACAUGGCUACGCGAAUACUUGAUUGACGAGAUACCAAUUGUGAGCCAUUUGAUCGUAAUAAGUUAGCAUUAAGCGUAUCAAUUGAGUCUCAUUUACUAGUAAGGCUACCAAUAAGCACUAUUGCAGACUGUGCAAUAAAGGUCAUUAGCUCUACUGGUGUUGUGAGGGUCACUUCCUCAUGUCCUUGUUGAAUACUUAGAUUUUCUUAUGUUUGUUUUGUGGACAGUUUAUAAUGGCUGUCACUUAUAAUAGCUGUUGUGAAAAUGUGUCAUAACAUGAGGAAGAAGAGUAGCCUACUACUAGCCUUAUGUUUAGUUAUGGUUAAGAUGUAAAAUGCUCAAUAGGAGAAGCAACACGUGAUACCCCUAACCCCAUACCGCCAUCACACUCUUGGCAUUAGAACAUCACGGCUCAGUUACGGUACAAAUGUAAUUUUUGCCACAGAUUGGAUCUUAUUUAUAUAUAUAUAUAUAUAUAUAUAUACAUACAUAUAUACAUACAUACAUACAUACAUACAUACAUACAUACAUACAUACAUACAUACAUACAUACAUACAUACAUACAUACAUACAUACAUACAUACAUACAUACAUACAUACAUACAUACACACAUACAUACAUACACACAUACAGUUGAAGUCGGAAGUUUACAUACACCUUAGCCAAAUACAUUUAAACCCAGUUUUUCACAAUUCCUGACAUUUAAUUCUUGUAUAAAUUCCCUGUCUUAGGUCAGUUAGGAUCACCACUUUAUUUUAAGAAUGUGAAAUGUCAGAAUAAUAGUAUAGAGAGUGAUUUAUUUCUGUCUUUCAUCACAUUCCCAGUGGGUCAGAAGUUUACAUACACUCAAUUAGUAUUUGGUACCAUUGCCUUGUUUAACUUGUGUCAAUUGUUUCGGGUAGCCUUCCACAAGCUUCCCACAAUAAGUUUGGGGGAAUUUUGGCCCAUUCCACCUGACAGAGCUGGUGUAACUGAGUCGGGUUUGUUGUAGGCCUCCUUGCUCGCACAUACUUUUUCAGUUCUGCCCACAAAUUUUCUAUAGGAUUGAGGUCAGGGCUUUGUGAUGGCCACUCCAAUACCUUGAAUUUGUUGUCCUUAUGCCAUUUUGCCACAAUUUUGGAAGUAUGCUUGGGGUCAUUGUCCAUUUGGAAGACCUAUUUGCGACCAAGCUUUAACUUCCUGACAGAUGUCUUGAUGUUGCUUCAAUAUAUCCACACAAUUUCCUUUCCUCAUGAUGCCAUCUAUUUUGUGAAGUACACCAGUCCCUCCUGCAGCAAAACACCCCCACAACAUGAUGCUGCCACCCCCGUGCUUCACGGUUGGGAUGGUGUUCUUCAGCUUACAAGCAUCCCCCUUUUUCCUCCAAACAUAACUGGUCAUUAUGGCCAAACAGUUCUAUUUUUGUUUCAUCAGACCAGAGGACAUUUCACCAAAAUGUACGAUCUUUGUCCCCAUGUGCAGUUGCAAACCGUAGUCUGGCUUUUUUAUGGCAGUUUUGGAGCAGUGGUUUCUUCCUUACUGAGUGGCCUUUCAGGUUAUGUGGAUAUAGUUGCUUUUGUACCUGUUUCCGCCAGCAUUUUCACAAGGUCUUUUGCUGUUGUUCUGGGAUUGAUUUGCACUUUCCACACCAAAAUACGUUCAUCUCUAGGAGACAGAACGCGUCUCCUUCCUGAGCGGUUUGACAGCUGCGUGGUCCCAUGGUGUUUAUACUUGCAUACUAUUGUUUGUACAGAUGAACGUGGUACCUUCAGGCGUUUUGGAAAUUGCUCCCAAGGAUCAACCAGACUUGUGGAGGUCUACAAUAUUUUUUCUUCUGAGGUCUUGGCUGAUUUCUUUUGAUUUUCCCAUGAUGUCAAGCAAAGAGGCACUGAGUUUGAAGGUAGGCCUUGAAAUACAUCCACAGGUACACCUCCAAUUGACUCAAAUUAUGUCAAUUAGUCUAUUUGAAGCUUCUAAAGCCAUGACAACAUUUUCUGGAAUUUUCCAAGCUGUUUAAAGGCACAGUCAACUUAGUGUAUUAACUUCUGACCCACUGGAAUUGUGAUAACGUGAAAUAAUGUCUGUAAACAAUUGUUGGAAAAUUUACUUGUCAUGCACAAAGUAGACGUCCUAACCGACUUGCCAAAACUAUAGUUUGUUAACAAGAAAUUUGUGGAGUGGUUGAAAAACGAGUUUUAAUGACUCCAACCUAAGUGUAUGUUAACUGCGAUCUUCAACUGUAUAUCUCUGCUGUCAGUUUAGACUAAAACAAUACUUGGAGACACCUGAUCAAAAUAAAAUAAUACUUUCCCCCACACACUCCUGUCUUCACAGCUCUUGUCUAAAGCCACCAAAUGUCAUUCAGAAGGACCUAAUUGCCUUUAUCAUAGCAGAGGAAAUUAGAUCAAGUAUGUUUCCUGAAGUGACUGGCGGCUUGUCAGGCAGGAGAAUGCUCAGGGGGACUUAAAUAUAAUGUAUUCACAGGACUCACAACUGAAUGCACUUUUUAUUUUUGUGAAUUUCUUUUAUUUUUAUGUUUUGUUUUGAGGGACUCUUGAUAAAGAUUGGGAAAUUCUGGGUGAUUUAAAAGGAAUACAGCAGUUUUAAAGGUUCACAGUAUAGGUCUGUUUGCAUUUGUCGAACAGAAUAAAAUACAGUUUAGGUUAAUGAGUAAUAAAGAAUGAAUACAAUAAUUGUAA